CUCUCUGAUAAAGUGAGGAAAAAGGUUCAAGCUGCCUUCCCAGUUUUUGAGGUUGAGGGCGGAGGGAGAGUUCAUGCCCCCGUCGAGUACACCCAAAUUAAGGAUCUAGCAGAGGCGGUUAGAAAAUAUGGUGUAAAUGCCAAUUUUACUCUAGUAAUGCUAGAAAGGUUUGCUGGUGUGGCUAUGACACCCGCUGACUGGCAAAUGUUGGCUAAGGCAGCGCUCCCUACCAUGGGUCAAUACAUGGAAUGGAAGGCGCUAUGGCAUGAGGCUGCACAAGCUCAAGCCAGGGCAAACGCUGCUGCACUGACCCCCGAGCAGCGAGAUUGGACCUUUGAUAUGUUAACAGGCCAGGGCCCAUUUGCCGCUGAUCAGACGGCUUUCCCAUGGGGUGCUUAUGUUCAAGUUUCUAGCACUGCCAUUAAGGCUUGGAAGGCACUCCCCAAAAAAGGGGAAGCUUCUGGACAACUUACUAAGAUCAUUCAGGGACCUCAGGAACCAUUCUCAGAUUUUGUGGCUCGAAUGACAGAAGCAGCGGGGCGCAUCUUUGGGGACCCUGAUCAGGCUGUGCCUCUUGUUGAACAACUGAUUUUUGAGCAGGCGACCCAGGAAUGCCGCGUGGCCAUAGCGCCCAGAAAAGGUAAAGGUGUACAGGAUUGGCUCAGAGUUUGUCGAGAACUCGGGGGACCCCUGACCAAUGCAGGGCUGGCAGCUGCCAUCCUCCAGUCGCAGAGACUGCCUAGACAGGGACAGCCAAGACAGGGGCGGAACCAGAGAGUUUGUUUUAAAUGCGGUCAACCGGGACAUUUAAAAAAGGAUUGCCUGAGCCCCAGAAGG
This is a messenger RNA of Cynocephalus volans (Philippine flying lemur), 837 nucleotides long. Its product is annotated as igE-binding protein-like. The record is from RefSeq and is a predicted model, not a curated record. Gene Ontology annotation, molecular function: nucleic acid binding; zinc ion binding. The annotation marks the transcript as partial. Gene Ontology annotation, biological process: viral process. NCBI's taxonomy places the organism in Eukaryota, Metazoa, Chordata, Mammalia, Dermoptera, Cynocephalidae. The transcript has a single exon.